Telopea speciosissima is the source of this 657-nucleotide messenger RNA. RefSeq lists its product as uncharacterized. Lineage: Eukaryota; Viridiplantae; Streptophyta; Magnoliopsida; Proteales; Proteaceae. The coding region runs from base 1 to 657 and encodes 218 amino acids. The transcript has a single exon. The record is from RefSeq and is a predicted model, not a curated record.
AUGGGCGAACCUAUUUCUUCUACCGCCUCGGCGGCAAUUCCGGUAACUUCCCCAUUUUUUCUUCAUUCCUCCGACCAGCCAAGCACUCCGCUUGUUACCAUUCUUCUCGAUGGGGAUAACUUCCCCACCUGGCAUCGCUCCAUGCUCAUGGCGCUUGAAGCCAAAAAUAAGCUUCCUUUUAUCGAUGGUUCUCUCCCAAAACCAGACACCGAUUCUCCAGACCUUCCUCUUUGGAUUCGAUGCAAUAGUAUGGUUCGCUCUUGGAUUGUACAUUCCACCGUCUCCUCCAUUGCUCAUAGCAUUGUCUGGCUUGAUACCACCCUCGCGGUCUGGAUCGAUCUCCAUGAACGUUUUUCCCCCAAGAAUGCACCUAGGAUUUUUGAGAUUCGUCAAGCUCUGUCGACUUAUGUUCAGGGCACUGAUUCCAUCACUGCCUAUUACACCAUUAUCAAAGGCUAUAGGGACGAACUACUCUCUUACCGUGAUUUGCCUGCUUGCACCUGUUGCACGUUGUCUUCUCUUUACACCUUGCUGGAAACUGAUUCUCCAAUGGAUUUUUUCCAAGGAUUAAACGACUCAUAUGCUGCUGUCCACAGUCAGAUCUUACGUAUGGAACCACUUCCUACCAUGACCAAGGCAUAUUCCUUGUUGCUUUAG